Messenger RNA from Nilaparvata lugens (brown planthopper), 5591 nucleotides. RefSeq lists its product as uncharacterized. NCBI's taxonomy places the organism in Eukaryota, Metazoa, Arthropoda, Insecta, Hemiptera, Delphacidae. The transcript has 12 exons. Gene Ontology annotation, molecular function: cytoskeletal adaptor activity; protein binding. Gene Ontology annotation, cellular component: apical cortex. The coding region runs from base 356 to 3370 and encodes 1004 amino acids. The record is from RefSeq and is a predicted model, not a curated record. Gene Ontology annotation, biological process: apical protein localization; regulation of asymmetric cell division; establishment of mitotic spindle orientation.
UGAAUUUUCUCCGCACUUGGAGAAGGUUGUAAAGUGAGUGUCACUCUGUAUUGUGUGUUUACGGAUUUCGAAUAGCACGUGUAUUCAUAGUUUGUAAAUUUGUAAAUAAGAUACUACUGGAUCAUUGUAGUGGUAAUAAGCUAGUGCAAUCGGAUUCUUGCUGACUCUUCACUGAAAUUACCUUGAAUAAAUAUUUUGUUUUUAGUUUCAUUCAAAUUGUGUUAGAAAGAAGUUUCAAAAAUAACAUUCAACAGCAACGAUUUGGAUUGACUUUGAUUCUAUUUUCGUUUCAAUGAUGGGACGCUUCCAGGACAUGCCUUACCUCUGAAGUUUUGACCGGAUUUUGAAGCAUCUGAUGAUCUGUUACAGGUUUAACAGUAUGGGCGACUUUGUCAGAACCAGAAGCAAGGUAUGGUGGGGCAACUACCAGCAUGGCAACUAUGAUGAAGAGGAAGAGGACGACUGGGAAGCUAGGAGAGAGACAGGAGCCGCCUGUAGUGCCAGCAUUGCGAGCACAGACAGUGACAGAGGAUCAUCCGGGAGUCCAGAGAGUCACCGGAGUCAGGACUCUGGAUUCUCGGAUUCAGAUGGGUCACCACCCAAUGUUGGAGGGGUUACAAUUACUAGAAUCCCUAGGGUCACCCUGACAAGAGCUGGGAAGAUCCACAGACAGAAAGAGGAGGACGAUGGAUUGUCACCUAGUACACCAGUUGCCUCAAAAACGGUCAUCAUGGCAAACGAGUCACUGGUCAACAAUGACAACGAAACCCUUGAAUCUCUGAAGAUCCUGCAGGAGAAUGACACUAACAACAACAAGACUCCAGUCAAGGGAAGAGUCAUGAGCCAGAUCAACAAGUUUGAAAUCAUGGUGACGUCAAUUGAAGACAAACCUCAAAGCUUGGCACUGAAAGUGCUGAAUGAAGAGGAUUCAGACAUUGCAAAACAACAAAAUACAAAUAUUCCACAUGUAGACUCCAAAGAUGUUGAUGGUUUGCAAGAGGAGACAAACAACAAAACUGAUGAAAUACCUAUUGUGGAUAGGGUCCAUGAUUCACCAGACGACUCAUCCAAAUCAUCAUCAAAAAUUGAUUCAUUGUCAUUCAGCAACUAUUCAAACGAAUAUGAACAGUCAACAGAUGGCUCAAUCAGUAGGUUUGGAGAAAGGUUCAAGACACAGGUGGAAGUGGCCGACGUUAGUUCACCCAAAGAAGCCAAUCAUGGGGAGGAGAGGAGUGUGUGCAGAGGGGGUAGGUCCCUACCAGGGAGUCCCAUGUUCAGGAGGGAUCGGAUGAGGAAAUCUGUGUUUGGGUAUCUUGAUGCUGAUGAUGAACCUAGGUAUCAGAGCGCCAAGAAAAUCAACAACCAAGAAAACAACGAUAGCCUGGAUGAUAAACUGAGGUCCCUACAUGUAUACCUAACAGAUGCUCCAUUUGUCAGAAGUGAUUCACCACAACUCAACCGCAGCUUGGAGAACACAAGGAUAUCAAAGUCGAGAAUGAGUCCCAUCAGUCAUACCAGACAUCCCAAAGCACAGAACCUGAACCGCAGUUUUGGAGGAUCAGAAUCACUACCGUACGAAAUCAACACAGAACCCCUGCAAACCAGAUUGAAUCCCCCACAAACUGAAGAAUCAGCAACGGUUGCCGAGAGACCAUUGGAUGUUUCAAGUUCCAGCUCAACAAAUGAGUUCAGCAAGUACCUGGGAAAAUACUCUAGUCCUAACAGCAGUACCUGGUCGAUUCCCGGACCUCCCGCUCAUGCGUCCACACCAAAAAGUCCGAAAACAAAUUGUGCCAAAACUCCCAGAUCUUCAAGGAAGUCACAGAGACUGAACUUUGAUCAGAAAGAUGAGGAAGGAACUGCUACUGUGUGUCGGCCAACGCCAACUCUAGGAGAAGGCGACCCUCCCCUCAACCAAUGGCUGAAAGAGUUGAAAUUCAUGUGCGAUCCCGAAUGCAUGACAACACUGCAGAGCAAAUCGUUGUCAGCCGACCUGAGUCAGCAGAUAACUGUCAUGGCGGCCGUCACAACAGAAGCUGUCAGAAUUCUGCAACAGCAGACCAAACUGAUUUCAGCUGAAUUCUCAAAGUUGUACAGUGGACUCAGGCCUGCUAGAGCACGUGGGCCCCUAGUGCAGAGCCUCGUGGGUCACAUCAACGAGUUCAUGCAAACGUGUCGGACGAGCAAGUCGGACAAACAAACGCUGACCGCCGCCUGCGAUAAACUCAAAAGCCUGGCAUUCAGUGCGUCUCCCGACCGCCACAGUCUCACCGUCGAAACCACCGUCCUCGGAAACACAUUCACCAACUCUGUCGACACUCUGCUCUACAAACAGAUUAAGGUGCUAAUGACAGUACUGGACGAGCCGAACCCCCCAGCAGUGACCCUAGCAGGCCUGUCCAGCCUGACCAGCCUGGGAUUGGAGGGAAAACACCUGAGUCAGCUGAUUGCCAGAUGCGGCGGCGGAAUUCGGUCGCUACUCUCCCUUUGCCUGGACUCCAAGUCGGUUGCCGUCCGAACGGCCGCUCUCCGUACCCUGGCUACGGUCUGCUGCACCACUCACACCAUACGCCAACUCGAAAAGGCUGGCGGUAUAGAUAUCCUAACAGACAUCCUACAAGACGAGAACCGGUCAGAAACAGAACUAACCGAGUCAGUAUCAGUUAUUGUGCAGAUAACUGCUCCCUGGAUUGAGGACAAUCACAGUGUGUUUGGGCUCACCCAGCAGUUGACGCCUCUUGUGUCUUCCCUAACACGCAUGGUAAGCAACACAACAGACAGCACGACACUUCUACUGUGCGCAGCCGCACUGAGCCACCUCACCCAACUGGAGCCCCAAUCCAUCUGGACAAUGAUGGCCAACUCAACUGUCGGCACUCUCCUGCUGGCCAUCAGGCGACAGGGACCCUACGCCUCUGUCUUCCUCAGGGAACAAGCAGCCGGCUUGCUGGCAAAUAUGGCGGCGGUUGCCGAGGCGCGAACCCACCUCACCGAGCACCGCGCUGUGGUCGCCCUGCUCUGCUUCCUCCAGGUUCGCCACUCACCGCUGCAACAUGCCGCCGAGAUCAGCGCCGCUGAACGCUUGCAGCACAAAUCGGCCAUCGCGCUUUCCAGGAUGUGUACAGACCAAGAAGUGGCAGCUCAAGUGGUGGAACUCCAAGGUGUGCAGAGGCUGGUCAAACUAUGCAGGGAAGAGAGAGAGCGAAAUAACAGUGACGGAGUUCUUGUCGCUUGUUUGGCCGCUUUGAGGAAAAUUGUAGCAAACUGCGGAAGUAAAUCAGUGGAAGAACUGAAUGCCUUGGAAUUGGUGGAGCCUCGCUUGUUAGAUUCCUUCCUAAUCUACUCAUCUCGUCAAGAGAGUUAUGUGUGAGAUUAUUACUUCUCAACAUAAUCUCUCAAAUCCCUUUGAGAUGAAAAUAUUCUGCAAAAACUCCAAGAAUGUUUGAAUAAUUCAUUUGAGCAUUAUGUUUAGUUGUAUCAUACUCUUGAAAAAAUAUUGUUUUCCACUUUGCUUUUUGAUCAUCCAUAAUUAUUGUAUUGAAUAUUAUUAUGACCAAAGUUUACUGUAACUUUAAUGUUGUAUACUAUUAGUUCACUGUAGGUCUUAACUUUAAACUUUCAAUUAUUGUGAAGUUGCUAUCUCAUCAACUUUUAUGGAUUUUAUCAGAAAUCAUGACAUAAAUUUAUCAUUUACGGUAAAUAACAUUCAUUUGUUAUCUCACAUCAUGUAAAGGUAUGAACUAUUUUAAACUGUAUUUUAUUGGAAGACAUUGCUCAAAUAAGAUUUUAAGAUUACAUCGUACGAACUUCACCAAUUUUAAAUUACCAGUACCGUAUCGUAGCUACUGAUUUUUCAAGGAUUUAUUCAAAAGGUAUACUAUAUUGUAGCCCAUAUAUUAUACUGUUGACAUUUCGACUUUUCCACUCCUCAACAGUAUAUCAAUACAGUACGAUUGAACAGAGGCCUGAAAAUGCUCAAUAAUAUACUAAGCUUGUUUGACAUAAUCUCGUAAAAUAGUGAAUGACUUUAACUGAUUUUUUUAUAAACAUAACAGAUAAAAAAUCAUAAAUUAUUAUUACUAGUGACGUAACAUUAUAGCCAAUACUGUUUUGUAAAGGCUUCUCUCCUACACACUCCUUUUUGAUGAUCAAUCACUUCAGACUUCACUUCAGUUCAUAUCAGCAGGCAUCUAUUUUUCAUUUUAUUUUUUUGUAAAUUUAUGAUAAAGCCCAACCCCUGUCUAUGAUCUUAUAUUGAAUUUAUGUAUCAAACUUUAUUAAAAAACUUUUGUUACAAACAUUCGAAUUUCGAUCAUCGAUUCCAAGAGAUUGUAUGAUUACUACAAUAACUUCAUAUUUUUGUAGUCACUUUGUUAAUAAUUGUAAUCGAACAUUGUUAUCAAGUUUCUCUUUUUGAAAUCUUGUCUACCGUUUCAUAGUGGCUUGAAGGCUUCUGUACUCGAUCAUUCUUCCAUCAUUGAUCUACAUCACAGUAUGUAGAAGAUUAUUCUAAAAAUCCACUUCUACAUACCGUGAUCUACAUUUAUAUGGAGUAAUAGGAUUUUAGACUAUUAAAACUCCACUUUUGAUAAAAGGUUCAAUUUCAAGUUCUCUUGAUUAUAAAGAUUGCCCUUUCUCAGUACUUUUAAAACACAAGUUAUUAUAUAACUCCAGUAGGUACCUAUUUCACAAAGUAAUUUCUACAUAAUAUUCAAAAAUAAUUGCGGUCGUAUUCUAGUAACCCUAGAAUUGAUAGAAAUAUGGAAGCACGUUUCACAACGUUCAUAAUUUAUUUAAUUUUCCAAUACGAAAGUGCUACACGAAUAUUUUUAUAACACUCAUUAUUGAAAAAAAUCCUAUCAGAAACGGUGACAUGAUUCCUCAUACACAUGAGUAGCCUAAUAUGAUUCAUCAAUAACUGUAAUUUAUAUAAAAACCUAUACAUUAUUUACCUUAUUGAUGGAAAAUAUUAUUCACUCUAAUACAAAUUUGAAAUUAAUGACAAGCUUGAUGACACUGUUGCAUUAUCAGAUUAUCAAAUUAACUGCAAGUACCGUUGUAUUAUAAUUUAAGUUUGCUACAUUCCUUUUGAAUGAAUUUUUCAUUCAAUCGGUUCUGUUAUUCAAAGAGAAUAAGAUACCGCAAGAAAAUUAUGUUAGGCUAUUUUUACUUUCCUUGCCCUAUUACCAUAGGUAAGGAAAGUAUUGCUUUCCGAAAAAAAUUAAGGUACCCAAAUUUCUAUACGUUUCAACGUCCCCUGAGUCCAAAUAAGUGGUUAUUAGGUAUUGGUCAUAACACAAAUUAUUCAAAUAUCCUUGUUCAAUCAAACUUGUUACCGUAAGCUUAGAAUAAGAACAGAAAUGGAAUUUAAAUCUCCAAAAUUUGAAUAAUCUUACAUGGUCAAAUGACUCGUGCCAUGGACGUAUCUGCUACUCAUUAUUUUAUUCAAAUUCUAUUUUUAGGAACCAAUCGAAAAAUAUUGUAGUUUUGUAAAAUUAUACUUAUUGAUGAGAAAGUCAAUUUAUGUUUUGUAUAUACCUGAUGUAAUAUUGAUUGUGUGAAAUAUUUUGAAAUAAACAGUGUUCUAGGAA